Messenger RNA from Cucurbita pepo subsp. pepo (vegetable marrow), 1656 nucleotides. NCBI's taxonomy places the organism in Eukaryota, Viridiplantae, Streptophyta, Magnoliopsida, Cucurbitales, Cucurbitaceae. The record is from RefSeq and is a predicted model, not a curated record.
AUGGGGACUUUGAAGCAACUUCAUGAUCUUGUGAAGUCUAUGGAGGAAGUUUUGACCUAUGGUGAUGUCAAUCACACUGAAUACGGUCAUUUGACAACGGCAACAAGUUAUACCUAUAAGGGGAAAUCAAGUUGCUUCUUUGGAAAUGCAGAAAAUGAUGACAGAAAUAUCACCUAUGGGAACAAAACCUACAAAGUUCGUGGUUGGUCUGUCAGCAUUCUUCCUGACUGCGAAACUGAAGUUUACAACACAGCCGAGGUAAAUACUCAAACAACAAUAAGGGAGAAGGUUUCAAGCUGCGUGGGAAACUUCAAAGAGCCAAUGCAAUGGCAAUGGAGAGACGAGAAAAUAGAAUUCAUAUCACGUGAAGGUGAAGUUAGUGAUUGUGUGAUGACCGCCAAUCACCUUCUUGACAAAAAGGUUCUCACAAAUGAUUCCAGUGAUUACUUGUGCUUCCAUCUUACUGGAUCUGAUCCACUUUUUGGCAAGGAUGUAAAACUACGUGUUAAGACCAGUGGCCACAUACUUCAUGCAUUCUUGAACGGGAGAUAUAUUGGCUCACAACAUGCUCAAAAGGACAAAUAUAGUUUCGUAUUUGAGAAGAAAAUCGAUGAUCUACUGUAUGGAUUCAACCAAAUUUCUCUACUAAGUGCCACAGUUGGAUUGCCGAAUUAUGGGGCACACUUUGAGAAUACUGAUGUAGGAGUUCAUGGCCCGGUUGAAUUGAUUGCUGAUGGAGAAACAAUAAGAGAUUUGUCCAGCAAUGAGUGGUAUUACAAGGUUGGUUUGGAUGGUGAAAAGUCUGAGUUUUUCAAUCCCAAUUGUGAAUUAAGGGAACCCUGGAACUAUGGCAAUCUUCCAUUGAAUCAAAGUUUCGUUUGGUAUAAGACCAAUUUCCAAACUCCCUUCGGAAGUGAAGCAGUGAUAGUGGAUUUGAUGGGCAUGGGGAAGGGCCAUGCUUGGGUUAAUGGACUAAGCAUCGGAAGGUAUUGGCCAAGUUAUCUUUCGAGUGAGAAUGGCUGCUCUUCAAACUGUGACUUUCGUGGGGCUUACUCUGAUGGCAAGUGUGCCACUAACUGUGGAAAGCCUACUCAAAGAUGGUACCAUAUCCCAAGAUCUUACCUGAAUUAUGGGGAAGAGAACACACUGAUUUUAUUCGAAGAGUUUGGUGGGUCGCCAUUGGAUAUAGAUAUCCAAACAACGAGGGUGAAAAAGGUAUGUGCAAUGCCUUAUGCAGGAAGCACGUUGGAGCUAUCGUGCCAUGAUCGAACCAUCUAUGAUAUCAAUUUUGUGAGCUUUGGGAACCCCGAUGGCACUUGUGACAAUUUCCAAAAGGGUUCUUGCGAGUCCUCCACUGCCUUAUCAGUCAUCGAGAAGGCAUGUCUUGGACAAAGGGAAUGCUCGAUUGAAGUUUCAGAAAACAAUCUUGGAUCAACUGGUUGCAAGCAAAGUAAUCGGCUUGCCGUUCAAGUUGCUUGGGAAAGGAUAAUGAGAAGCGUUGAUGGGCACCGCGCGGUGUUGCAUGGCGGAGGGUGCAAAGAUGCGGAGUGCGACAGUGGCUGCAAAGCUGAGUUCAAUGAGAAGGCUAUUGGACUUUGCUUUUUCAUAAGAGCACCAAGCGAUACCUGUGCCUGUAUCUUUCCUUGUACACCUUGA